CCUGAUAUUGCUUUGAACAGAGAAAAACGAUUCUUUUUUAACGUGUAUUUAACGGUGGUGAUUAUCAUUUGUGAUUGAGGCUGCAGAAGUAAGAUUUAAAAAUAGAAACGCUGUGGCACUAUGAACGGUAAUGACACGUGUUCCGUGAAAGUUGCUGUGCGUGUACGGCCAUUAGUUCCGUUCGAGAUAUCCAGGGGGUGUAAAGAAGUCCUGGAAAUAGUUCCGGAAAAUGAACAAAUUUUAGUACGUCCAAUCCACAAGCCUUUUACGUUUAAUUAUGUCUUGGGCGUUGAUUCCACCCAAGUUGAUUUGUACGAGAGAUGCGUGGAGCCGCUUUUACAAAACUUAUUUGAAGGAUUUAAUGUUACCAUUCUUGCAUAUGGUCAAAAUGGAUCUGGAAAAACUCAUUCUAUGGGAACUGCCUACCAAGGAGAGGAUCAUGCGGGGGUUAUACCUAGGGCUGUGAAACAUAUAUUUGAUUAUAUCAAGCAUAAUUUGUCCAUAGAUUUUACUGUUAGUGUGUCGUUUAUUGAGCUUUACAACGAAAGAAUUUUCGAUCUGUUAUCUGAUAAGCCUCGAGACCAAUGUAGAUUAGAAAUUCGCGAAGACGUCAAAGGGAACAUACUUAUAGCGAAAUUAACUGAGACAAUAGUAGAAUCUGCCACUCAACUUUUAGAUAUACUGACGAAGGGUUCCAAUGGACGAGCAACAGCUGCUACGAGCAUGAACUUGCAUAGUUCCAGAAGUCAUGCUAUAUUCACCAUUAACAUUGCUAUGCAGCACAAAUUUGAAAGAAAUCAAAAUAAGAACGCAAAAUUGCACCUAGUUGACCUAGCUGGAUCCGAGCGACCCAAGAAAACUGGAGCAGUUGGCAGUACAUUUAAAGAGGGCGUAAAUAUCAACAAAGGACUUUUUGUGCUGGGAAAUGUUAUCAACUGUCUAGGAAAUAAUAAAUCUCAACAAAGUUUUGUGCCAUAUAGAGACAGUAAUUUAACACGGCUAUUGAAAGACUCUCUUGGGGGUAAUAGUAUGCUCCUGAUGAUUGCAUGUGUUAGCCCUGCGGACUAUAAUUUGGAAGAAACUCUUUCGACCUUGAGAUAUGCUGACAGCGCGCGAAAAAUUAAGAACAAACCAGUGAUAAACCAAGGCCUAAGUCUUCUGCAGUUAGAACGAGUUAAGAGUAAAACCGAAAUGAGAGAGUUAACACGUGUAGAGCAACAAGAUCAGAAAAAGCAAACUGAAAUAACAAAAAUUAAGGUAAUGCAUGCUAAUCAGCAGAAUGUGUUGAAAUGGAAGUUUGAAGAAGCGGCGGCAUUAAAUAAAAGACUUCAACAGACUCUGAUUUUGAGGAAGCAAGUACAAGAUUCUAAAUUUAAUGGAAAACCCGAUAAAAUUGGUCCUUUGGUGAAGUGUGGGCACAAUUUUACCUCGGUCCGAGAAAAUUUUCAUUUUUUUGACGUAAUUCUAGUCUUCAACAGAAUUUUUCGGUCUGGAGGACUAAUCAAGGAUGUAGGGGACCAAAUUACGGAAGAGGAUUUUUACUCAGAAGCGGUAACUUAUACAGGGGAAGGAUCCCGGGCCAGGUCGAUUAAGAUAUUAAAUAUGAUAGAUAGAGCAAUUUUACAACAGCAAUUAGAUGAACUGAUGAAGAAUCCGAAAACUGCCGAGUCGAACGAAACAAAAACGAUUAAAGAUGAUAUUGAAUUAAGAUCUGUGCAAAUUCAAGAUUUACAACUGAAGUUGCUGGAUUUUGAUAAAGAGAAACCAAAAACUAGGUUUGAUAGAAUCCAAUCUAUGGCAGAGGCAAAAUAUGCGCUCAAAUUAUUGUUUGAGCAAGCCGAAGAAUUUUUCAAGAAAUUUGUUCAGUGCAAAAAUAAAUGUAGCGAAUUGAUGGAGAUUAAUAAAGUACUUUCAGAGAAAAAUGAAAGAGACGCCCAUACCUUAAAACUGACUGAAGACAAAUAUAGGGAUAUCCUGUCCAACCAGCAACAGGUGUAUGAAGAAAAGGUGGCGAUAUUAUUGAGGCAACUUAGAGGAAUCGAAAAUGGAAGUCAAAAUGGCGAUUCCGGAUUGUCUCGAUGCCAGACUCAAAAGGAAUUAAUUGAGAAACAAGAAAAACAGAUAGAAGAGCAGCAAAAACUAAUAAAUAAGUUAAAGAAUAAAUUAGAAGAGAAUGAGAAAGCCAAUUUGGAGAAUGUCCCGAUAUCCCAAAAUUCAAGGAAAAGAAACAAAUCGACUGUUGUUGAGAGCAUUGAAGAAGAUGAUAAACUUGCAGAACCUAUAGACGCAUCAGAACCCGAAGAUUCGUUCGGCGACGAUCUUAUUAACGAUCCUGAUUGGCGAAAAACGCCAUUAGGCAAGAGAGUAAUAGCGAAAAAGAAAAAAAUUAUCAAACAAAGUCAGAUUUCGGUACAAGGUCAAAAUGGCGAUUCCGGAUUGUCUCGAUGCCAGACUCAAAAGGAAUUAAUUGAGAAACAAGAAAAACAGAUAGAAGAGCAGCAAAAACUAAUAAAUAAGUUAAAGAAUAAAUUAGAAGAGAAUGAGAAAGCCAAUUUGGAGAAUGUCCCGAUAUCCCAAAAUUCAAGGAAAAGAAACAAAUCGACUGUUGUUGAGAGCAUUGAAGAAGAUGAUAAACUUGCAGAACCUAUAGACGCAUCAGAACCCGAAGAUUCGUUCGGCGACGAUCUUAUUAACGAUCCUGAUUGGCGAAAAACGCCAUUAGGGAAGAGAGUAAUAGCGAAAAAGAAAAAAAUUAUCAAACAAAGUCAGAUUUCGGUACAAGGUCAAAAUGGCGAUUCCGGAUUGUCUCGAUGCCAGACUCAAAAGGAAUUAAUUGAGAAACAAGAAAAACAGAUAGAAGAGCAGCAAAAACUAAUAAAUAAGUUAAAGAAUAAAUUAGAAGAGAAUGAGAAAGCCAAUUUGGAGAAUGUCCCGAUAUCCCAAAAUUCAAGGAAAAGAAACAAAUCGACUGUUGUUGAGAGCAUUGAAGAAGAUGAUAAACUUGCAGAACCUAUAGACGCAUCAGAACCCGAAGAUUCGUUCGGCGACGAUCUUAUUAACGAUCCUGAUUGGCGAAAAACGCCAUUAGGCAAGAGAGUAAUAGCGAAAAAGAAAAAAAUUAUCAAACAAAGUCAGAUUUCGGUACAAGAUUUACGCAGGGGACGGACACGUUUGUUGAACGAUGGAUGCACUUGCAAAACAAAAUGUAACAGUGUCAGAUGCGGCUGUAGAAAAGCGAAUAAAAUAUGCAUGGGCACUUGCAAAUGCGAUGCAUCCGUAUGCGAAAAUAGGACGUCUUCGUCCACUAAUGCUGAAGUGGAUUAAGAUGCUUCCGAGUUGAUCCAUGAUUUUAAGAGGCCUAGGGUGGAUGAAGAAAUGGAAAGUCAAAUUGCUAGGCGGUGUCAAGAGCCCAAAAAACUAUUUAUCCCACAAUGAUUUUAACUAUGUGACGUAAAUAUUUUUACUUAUAUGACUUAUUUUUACUUUUAUUUUUACUUAUAUAUAAAUAUAUCUUCAGAGUGGACAAAGAAAUGAAAAGCCAAAUUGGUAUGCGACGUUAAGUUUUUUCCUUACGUUGUGGAUAUUUAUAUAUAAGAAUCUGUCUUACAAAAAACUAUUCGUCCUACAAUUAUCUUGAAUCUGUGAUUGUUAGUUUAGUCUUAAUUUUAAGUGUGAUUAUCAUGUCCCAUUUUUAAGUUAUGAAUAAUCUCUGUGAGAAAAAUUAUUCAUCAUACAAAUAUUUUACAUAUGCGACUGUUAGUAUGUUCGUUUAAUUUUCGUUAUUUUUACGUUAUAUUGUGCAUAUUUAUAAUCUGUAUUACAAAA
Messenger RNA from Cylas formicarius (sweet potato weevil), 3825 nucleotides. Its product is annotated as chromosome-associated kinesin KIF4A-like. The transcript has 23 exons. The record is from RefSeq and is a predicted model, not a curated record. Bases 121 to 3324 code for a protein of 1067 amino acids. NCBI's taxonomy places the organism in Eukaryota, Metazoa, Arthropoda, Insecta, Coleoptera, Brentidae. Gene Ontology annotation, molecular function: ATP binding; microtubule motor activity; microtubule binding. Gene Ontology annotation, biological process: mitotic spindle organization; microtubule-based movement.